Molecule: messenger RNA, 4044 nt
Organism: Megachile rotundata (alfalfa leafcutting bee)
Lineage: Eukaryota; Metazoa; Arthropoda; Insecta; Hymenoptera; Megachilidae
Product: anoctamin 1
Biological process (GO): chloride transmembrane transport
Cellular component (GO): plasma membrane
Molecular function (GO): protein dimerization activity; chloride channel activity
Source: RefSeq, a predicted model, not a curated record
UUUUAUAUUAAUAUGUAUACGCACUAUAGUUAAUACACUUGGUAUACAUAAUGCACUCGAAAAUGCAAAAAAAUUAAGUACUUAAUAUAAUUAGAAAACGCAAUCAAGGUGUAUGAAUGUUGUAAAAGGAGGGUUAAGAAUAUGAAUAACAAUGAAAUCACAUAUCAAUACAAAUACGUGACAAGUUCCUGGCUCCAUAUCUAAACAGCAUCCGGAGUUAAAGAUAUCCGAUGGAAAUAUGAUCAUUCUUACACAUUGUUUGAUACAAGUAAGUAGAAUUUGGAUAUUGAUCAAUUGAAUUAACAAAAAAAAUGAAGGAGGAUGACGAGGAAGUUUCUGUCCCAUGGAUACAAGAUCGUAGAAAUAAUACAUCUGAAGUAAGUGUUUAUCAGUCGGUACAAAGUGAUUUAAAUGCAGGAUCCUUGCAAACUUUGUAUCAAAGUCUUCGCAAUAUUCCACUCAAUGGUAUUGCAAGUAUGAGCAGUUUGAAUAGUAUGCACAGUGUAUUCUCUAUGGAAGAGAUUGAACAAACACGUAAUCAGGAUGGAUCAAUAAUUAAUGAUACUGAUGAAACAGUAAUUGAAGGCAGUUGUACGGAUCUGCGGAACAUUAGAAGAGGAUCAAGAUCGGUUUCCAAUUAUGGUGCAAUGUUCAGUUUAUAUUUCCGUGAUGAAAUCCGAACCAUUGAUUUUGUUCUUGUCUGGGACGAAUAUGACACAGGAGCUCAAACAUAUCGCAACACUGAAUACAGACGUAUAUUUGAAAAAAAUUUAGAAAAGGAAGGCUUAAAUUUAGAAUAUGAACAAGCAGAACCAAAUGGUUUACAUUUUAUAAAAGUACAUGCACCUCGAGAUGUAUUAAGACGAUAUGCUGAAAUAUUAAAACUUAGACUGCCAAUGAAGGAAUUACCUGGCAUGGUAAUUUCUGAAAAUCGUAGUAAUACGUUAAUCGAAGAAGUCAAUACAUUCUUUAGAAGAUUCAUGAAAAAAUAUUAUGUUGAUAAAACCAUUUUUCCAACCAUGAAGCACAGUUUUACAGCAGUCUACAGUCGCGACAAAGAAUAUUUGUUCGAUUUAGAUUCCCCUAACUUUUUUACUCCUGCAACUCGUGCCAGAAUCGUGCAAUUUAUCUUAGAUAGAACCAGAUUUACUGAGACUAAGCAUGACGAUUUUGCAUUUGGAAUGGAAAGAUUAAUUUCGGAAAAAGCGUAUGUAGCAGCAUACCCCCUUCAUGACGGUGACCUACAUGCACAGGACUGUAUGAGAUCUCUUUUAUACAACGAAUGGGCAAGCCUAAGAAAAUGUCUUCAUUAUCAACCUUUAGAUUAUAUCAAAGAGUAUUUUGGUGUCAAGAUUGGACUCUACUUCGCUUGGCUUGGGUUCUAUACGCACAUGCUAAUACCUGCUAGCAUUGUUGGUCUUUUAUGUUUUAUAUAUAGUUGUGCAACUUUAUAUUCCAAUGAACCAAGUGAAGAUAUUUGUAAUGGGAACGGUACUAUUGAAAUGUGCCCACUGUGUGAUCAUUUUUGCGGAUAUUGGGAUUUGAAAGAAACUUGUCUGCAUGCAAGGAUUACAUAUUUAUUUGAUAACCCAUCUACUGUAUUCUUCUCAAUAUUUAUGUCAUUAUGGGCAACAUUAUUCUUGGAAUUGUGGAAAAGAUAUUCAGUAGAAAUAACUCAUAGAUGGGACUUGACUGGUUUGGAUGCUCAAGAGGAACACCCUCGACCCCAGUACUUAGCACGUUUAGCGCAUAUAAAGAAAAAGUCUGUCAAUAUUAUUACAAAUACAGAAGAACCAAAGGUUCCAUUUUGGAAAAUGAGAGUCCCAGCCACGAUCCUCAGCUUCUCUGUUGUUUUAUUGCUGAUUGCUGUAGCGAUGGCUGCCGUAUUAGGAGUUGUUUUAUAUAGAAUGUCCGUUUUAACUGCAUUAAGUGUUUACGGCCAUCCCAUGGUAACAAGUUAUGCAAUCCUUUUUACUACAGCUACUGCGGCUAGUAUUAAUUUGUGCUGCAUUAUUGUGUUUAAUUGGGUUUACGUUUGGCUGGCUGAAUAUUUAACAGAGAUCGAACUCCUUCGUACUCAGACUGAAUUCGAUGACAGUUUAACGUUAAAAAUAUAUUUAUUAGAAUUUGUCAAUUACUAUGCGUCCAUUUUUUAUAUAGCAUUUUUCAAAGGAAAGUUUGUUGGUUAUCCAGGAAAGUAUAGGCGUUUCUUCCGUUAUCGACAAGAAGAAUGUGGUCCAGGUGGUUGCCUUAUGGAAUUAUGUAUUCAAUUAAGCAUCAUUAUGAUCGGAAAGCAAGCUAUGAAUACAAUAUUAGAAAUGCUUUUCCCGCUAUUUUUUAAAUGGCUAAAUACUUUGAAAGUACAUGUCGGAAUGAAAACGAAAGACGGAAAGAAAAAAGUCUCUUCCAGAAAGUAUCUCCAAUGGAUUAAGGAUUAUAAGUUGGUGGAAUGGGGUCCAAGAAGUUUAUUUCCAGAAUACUUGGAAAUGGUUCUACAGUAUGGAUUUGUUACUAUUUUCGUCGCUGCAUUUCCAUUAGCACCAUUUUUUGCAUUAUUAAAUAAUGUCUUCGAAAUGCGAUUAGAUGCCAAAAAGUUGCUAACAAUGUAUAGAAGGCCAGUUGGACAACGAGUUACGGACAUAGGAAUAUGGUAUCGCAUUCUUGAUUCCGUGUCGAAAUUAUCUGUAAUAACUAAUGCAUUCAUUAUAGCUUUUACGUCAAACUUUAUACCAAGGUUAGUUUAUCGGUUCACUGUCUCCGAUAAUUAUUCUCUAGAAGGUUUCUUAGAACAUUCUCUUUCAAAGUUUAAUACAAGUGAUCUGCAAAAUGGGACUGAACCGCAUAUUAUACCUAGCUAUGAACAAGUAGAAAUAUGUAGAUAUCCAGAUUACAGAGAACCACCAGAUUCGCCACAUAAAUAUCAAUAUACAAUUAUGUUCUGGCACGUAUUAGCUGCCAGAUUAGCAUUCGUCGUCGUGUUUGAGAACGUUGUUGCUCUUAUAAUGAUAAUUUUGCGGUCGUGCAUUCCCGACAUAAAUCCAAAAUUACGAGAUAAAAUUCGACGCGAAGCAUAUAUAACUAAUGAAAUAAUUAUUCAACAAGAAGCUCUUCGUGCUUGCGAAAGAUCUACAGACGAAGCAGAAGCGAAUCAGCAUUUUACUACAUUAAACGAAAAUGCCAAUCGAUGGAAUAGAGUAAUGAGAAAUAGUUUAUCAAAUUCGGAAUUUGAUUUAGAGGUCCACGGAAGUCCGGUAUCUCCUGCUAAUACACAUACACUAGUUGGUCCAGCCGCGUUAUAGUCAUUAUAGAAUUCGAAACAAUUGAAACAUUUAUUGAUAUUACGAAAUAUUACAAUUACAGCUGUGAUGCUAGUCACGCUUAAGUACCAAUUUUAUUGAUAUGCUUUUUAGGUGAUAUGAAAGUAUCGAGAAAAUUAUUUACAAAUUUGAAUACUACUAAUAUUAUCAGAGGUAUAUAAUUAUAAAAGAUAUACGCUAUAAUGUAUACAUAUUUUUGAUUAAGGGAAAGUAAUUGAUCUGAGAAGGAGAAUUCUCCUUUUAAAACGCUUUAACUAUGAAUCUUACAACUCUGUUCCUUAUAAAUAAGACAAAGUAAUUAUAACAAUUUAACUGAUAUUUAAGUGAUACGUAUAUAUGCUAUGUUAAGUUCUUAAAUCUUUAUAAGAACGUUUAUAUAACAUAAGCAACUAACUCCAUUACUAUUACGUCUUCUAUAAAUUUCGCUAUAUUGGAUAUAUAGAAAAUAUGAUUGAAAUUGUUUUCAAGAUUCUAUGUACUGUUAACUGUUAUGUUUAUGGAGCUUUAUAGCGAACAGAUAUUACUAUGUUGAUCAAGAUCUUAAUUUAUGAAUAGAUUCAUAAGUAUUCCUUUGUUUAAAGUUCCUGUAAAUAAUUGUUACAUGUGGGAUUAAUUUUCAAGGAUGAAUUCGCUAUAUUAUGCUCAUUAUGGAAUGUAGCAAUUAAUUAUUAUUUAAAAAAUGACAAAUUUUAUUUAUUUUCUUUUUAAUAAAAUAUAUCUUAUCAUA